Messenger RNA from Lotus japonicus, 1273 nucleotides. Its product is annotated as protein ARV 2-like. Gene Ontology annotation, cellular component: Golgi apparatus; cortical endoplasmic reticulum. The transcript has 9 exons. Gene Ontology annotation, biological process: sterol metabolic process; regulation of plasma membrane sterol distribution; intracellular sterol transport. Lineage: Eukaryota; Viridiplantae; Streptophyta; Magnoliopsida; Fabales; Fabaceae. Bases 306 to 1055 code for a protein of 249 amino acids. The record is from RefSeq and is a predicted model, not a curated record.
AAAAAGUCCCAAUAGCAAAGCCCACAACAGUUUGUACAUCAAAAAAAAAAUCCCCAUUUCAUCUUCUUCUUCCCAAGAAAGCUAUUACAGACCAAAUCACCCAUUAACCCUAGACCUCAAUUUCUCAAUUUCCAUGUCCAGUUUCUUAUUCACCAUUCAAAAUUGAGCUGCUUUUCUCUCUGUUUGUAGUAGUAAUUCAAAGUUCUCCAGGUUCAUGAAAUGCCAUUGGCCAUUGCUGACAACUAACAAACUGCAAUUCUGAACAAAAGCUUGGUUUUUUCCGGAUUGCAAUUCCAUUACCAAUAAUGGGUUACACAUGCAUUCAGUGCGGGUUUCCCAUCAAAACACUUUACAUUCAGUAUUCACCAGGCAACAUUCGCUUGUUGAAAUGCGAGAAUUGCAAGGCUGUGGCAGAUGAAUACAUAGAAUGUGAAAUCAUGAUUCUUGUGAUAGAUUUAUUGCUUCAUAAGCCCAAGGCCUAUAGACAUCUCCUUUACAAUGUCAUCAAUCAAGAAACCUUGAAGUUUCAGGGACUACUCUGGAAAUCAGCUAUCACUUUUCUUCUUUUUGAUGCUUACAAAUGUUUGAUCUUGGAAAACAGCAAGGGAAAAAUGAGUUCAUCAAUGAGCUUCUCUUCGUUGAUUUCAAUAUGGUGCAAGAUUUUGAUAGAUGUCUUCUUCGGAAACUUUAUGUUUAUCUUAGCUUUCUUCUUCAUGAUCAAGAUGUUUCUCCACACAUCAAUCAGCAUCUCCAGGUGCAAUGACCUUUUGCUUGUACUUAUGAUUUCAUGUUAUUUCAAGAUCUUUCUUGUUGCCAUGAUGGUCUGGGAGUUUCCAUCAUCUGCGAUCUUCAUCAUUGAAUUAUUUUGUUUAUCGUCUAAUGCAGUGGCAUUAAAAGUGAUGACUGAAUCAACGAUGAGCCGAUGUGUUUGUACCUGCCUCUGCGCAUAUGCUACAAAGUUUUUGGUCACUUGUGUACCGGAGCUCAUGUUGUUGGGGGAAUUAAUUCAAGGAUGGAGUCAUAUGCCCUCCUCAUUGUCUUUAAAGCCUUCUUGAUUUAGCUUUUGAUUUUGUCAUGCGAAUUGUUAGUAGCAGAGUUGUGUGGCGGAUGGCAAUGGCGUUUCUGAACUGUAUAUAUGAUCCUUCACAUUUUUUAUUUUCUUUCUUAAAUUUGAUAUGAAGCUCAAAUUAUUAGUGUUCAUUGGCAUUCUUUUUAUGAUGCCUGUUUGUAUCCAGAUUAUGAUUUUAAAUUGAACUGCAUAGCAUAACACUUG